CUCUCAUGCAUUGUCCGAGAUUGAGUACUACUACAUACUACUGCGAGCACAGUCAGUGAUCAGCUUCUUCGAGAAUGGAUGCUGAUGACUCCUCGUACGUGAUACAAGUUCCCAUUGGAAAGAAGCGGGUACCGAAAGCAUGUAUUGCUUGUCGACAAUCGAAAGUGCGAUGCGAUGGGAAACGACCCUGUUCAAGAUGCAGAAGAUCACGAAACCAGUGUGUCUUCUAUGAAAUCCCCAAAGAUCCCACAGCUGAGAGACUGGAGAACAUCGAAUCCGAAGUCCAGCGUCUACGGACUCAGGUGGAGGCUAUGAGAGAGCUCCUUCGCACCCACCCGCAGCAAUCUCAUCCAGACGAGCUCGGUGAAGUGCAUGUCCAGAACCAAUUCGUGGGCCAGCAUCGGCAAUACCCCGCUGAUGAUUCGUUCCAUCCUGCAAGUCAUCCAAUUACUGACUCAGGAGCCAUGCCGGUGCUACUGGCUGCGGCUACUUCUGCUGAUGACUAUCCGGGAAGGGAGUUCGCAUUUUCCCCGCAACGGGAUCUAUCCGCUUCGAUGCAGAUUUCAACCAUGUUGCACACGGACACGGCCCGUCCGUUCAAGCAGAAGCGCUCGUCGUUUGAGAUCAAGGAAGAACCGAUCACGGACUUCAUAUGUAAAGGCCUGAUGACUGCUGAUCAGGCUAUGUCCUCUUUCAGAACCUUCUUUCAAGGCUGCGAUAGGUACAUUCCAGUGUUUGAUCCAGAAGUCGACACUUACGCCUCGGUACGCUCUCGCAGUAGCAUCCUGUUCAAUGCUAUUUGCACGAUAGGCAGCCGUGUUGAAACGAGCGGGGUUAUUGGUGCCGGAUUCCAAAUCCCUGACUUACUUCAUGCGGAACUCAAGCGAUGGAUUGGUGUUGUGAUUCAGAGCAAGAAUCUCAGUUGCUUGGAGUCAUUACAGGCGCUCCUCAUUGUCGCUUGUUAUACGGCCGAACGCUCGCUGAUACUAUCAUUUGCGACCAGGAUGGCUUUGGAUCUAGGCCUGGACAAAGCAUUUGAAGAGCUGAUGCAACGACUGACAAUGAAGAGGACUAAUGGGACUAAUGGCAUGCCCGAAUCUUCCGGCACAGUAGAAGCACAGGAACGAUAUUUGAUGCGGAAGUCGAGGACAUGGUUUGGUCUUUUGGUUUUGGAUCAUAUUUUCCACGUUGACGGUGGCAAGCCUCCUGGCAUACGAGUGAUGGGCAAUGCUCGUCGGUGCCGAAUUCUGCUGCAACAUCCAUCUUCGACAGUGUUAGAUCUGCGUCUUUUCUCCCAGGUUGAGUUAAAUGUUAUGCGAGCCAAUAUCAAUGACACGCUUGGUGCCCGAGAAAAUCUAGAUCGAGAGAGAAUAGUUGAGUUUGUACACGAGGUCAAAGUCGAUCUUGAUCUCUGGUUUGACGACUGGCAACGCAUAAUCAGAAACUCCCCGACAGCCCAUGAGGAACAACCAUUUCUUUUGGCCGCGCUCAGCGUCCAACACUGCUGGGCCGAACUCAUCCUCCACUGCAAAGCGCUUCGUUCAAUGGGCGUCGAGAAUGUAGCAGCGAUCAUGCCCCUAGAACGCAACAUCCUGCACCUCGCCAAAUCCGCCGCCCGCCAACACCUCCGCCUCAUCAGCCUCGAACCCGCCCUCUACCUCGCAAAACUCAAGUAUGCGAUGGAUUUUGUCUGGGCCAAAUGCGCCUUCUGCUUCCUGUUGCUGCUGAAGCUCUCCCGGCUCCUCCCCGAGCGACGCGACGAGCACCAGGAGCUACUGGAGCACGGGACCAAGCUCCUUGAGGAAUUGACUCGGACAACAGGAGGAGAUUCCAGUCUAGAUAUCCGAUCUGGUGGCGCAGGCGGGGUGACAACAUCGCCUUCAAGCACUAUUCGUACCCCGGAGACCGGCCUUGGUUCGGGCACCGGCGCGGGCGCAGGCUCUAGGCCUGGACCAGGAACAGGGAAUGUCUAUAUGCAUAUACUCAGACUGAGUAUCGAGAAGUACGGCCGUAUAUUUCAAGAACGUGAACGGGAGAGGGAAAUGGGUAAUAGUGAUGGUUGUAAUAGUAAUGCUUGCGGCGGAGGAGCUAUGACUGCUGGUGUGGGCGAGGGAGCAGCCGCCGACGAGACCGCGGGAGAGCCGGCAGAACAGGUCCCCUUCUGGGACUUGUUCGAUGCGCAAACGGACCUGCAGUCGUUCGUCCCGGAGCAAUUCGUGCGCGAGUGGGAUUUUCCCGGCUUGAAUCUGUUCUAUUUUCCGACGGCGUGGCAGGAUUUCUUUGGAGAUUUUUCAUUGGGAUUCGGAGGGUGAAGGCCGGAUACAGGUAACUCUUUCUUUGUCUUGGACCCAGUUCUACGGGCGACCUUGACGCGCGAAUCAUUUUUGUUUCACAGCUAUUUGUAUUGAUUCAUAGGAUAAACGUGCGUGCGUUGGACCUAGGUUGUCAAUUUACCCAGUGUAUAUAUAAGAAGUCCAAAUGAAACUCUAGAUGGCGGUACCAAA
This is a messenger RNA of Aspergillus homomorphus CBS 101889, 2504 nucleotides long. RefSeq names its product putative C6 transcription factor. NCBI's taxonomy places the organism in Eukaryota, Fungi, Ascomycota, Eurotiomycetes, Eurotiales, Aspergillaceae. The transcript has 14 exons. Gene Ontology annotation, cellular component: nucleus. Gene Ontology annotation, biological process: regulation of DNA-templated transcription. The record is from RefSeq and is a predicted model, not a curated record. Gene Ontology annotation, molecular function: zinc ion binding; transcription cis-regulatory region binding; DNA-binding transcription factor activity, RNA polymerase II-specific. The coding region runs from base 75 to 2312 and encodes 745 amino acids.